CCUGUGCGUGGCCAGCAGCUGACACGCCGGGGCCACCAGGGCCACCAGGACGGUGCCUGGGGCUGCUGGACGCGGGGUGGCCGGGCAGGGAUGGCCAUCAGGAGCCACCAGGGAGCACGGCAGGGUGGCCAGGCAGGGAUGGCCAUCAGGAGCCACCAGGGAGCACGGCAGGGGCAGCCAAGAAAGAAACCAAGAUGCUCCUUAAGCAAAGGAUCGCUGCCCAGGACCUGAUGGAGCACCGUGGAUGAGGGAUCCCCGCUGAAGGAGGAGCCAUGCACUAGGAGCCAGCACACCCCAGGGAAGAGCAGGACCUGCAGGAGGGACGGGACAUGCGGAGCCUCGGCUGCCUCCCCUGGGGACUCCUCCUCAUCCUCACCACCAGCAGCCACGGCUUUGCCCAGCCAGGCCGCAGGGUGUGCUCCGCGGGGCCGCCGAGCCGCCCCAGCGCCCACGCCGAGUCCCACGUGCAGCCCGUGUACCAGCCCUACCUCACCACCUGCCAGGGCCAGCGCCUCUGCAGCACCUACAGGACCAUCUACAGGGUUGCCUACAGGCAGAGGUACAGGCAGGCGCCUGAGCCCACGGCCUCGUGCUGUCCUGGCUGGAGCAGAGCAAACGGCCACGCUCUGGGCUGUAACAGAGCUCUCUGCUGGGAGCCGUGCCAGAACGGAGGGAGCUGCGCCUUCCCUGGGAGAUGCUCCUGCCCCCCCGGCUGGACGGGGCGAGCCUGCCAGACAGAUGUGGAUGAAUGUGCCAGCCAGAGCCACGGGUGCAGCCAGCUCUGCAUCAACACAGCCGGGAGCUUCCACUGCGCCUGCCGGGACGGCUUCAGCCUCGCUGCCGACAACAAGGGCUGCCAGCCCCUGGUGCCACCACCUGGGACAGACACCUCCAGCCAAGCAGGUCCUUCCAGUGAAAUGAAGGAAGAGAUGAAGGACCUGAGGAGCAGAGUGGAAGCACUGGAGCAGAAGCUGCAGCUGGUGCUGGCCCCUUUCCACAACCUGAUGCUGCCGGAGGAUGUCGGUGCAGACCCCAUCAGCCGCCUGUCCCACUCCCUCCAGCAGCUGGACAGGAUUGACUCCCUGAGUGAGCAGAUCUCGUUCCUGGAGGAGAGGCUGGAGACCUGUUCCUGCAAGAAUGAGCUCUAGCAGGGUGCCUGGGGACUUGGAGCAAGCUGAGUGCAUCCACAGCUCUUAUCUCUUAUCUCCAGGCUGGGGGUGAAGCCACACCAUCUCCAGGAAGGCACAGGGUAGCAGAGGAGGCUGGGCUCCCAGCAGCAUCUCCAUCCUUCUCUCUGCCAGCUCACCUCAGCACAGGGCACCAGUUCCUGCCAGAGUGGACUCUGAGCCCUCUCCCUGCUGGAGAGGCAGCAAAUAAAGGCCU
Ficedula albicollis (Collared flycatcher) is the source of this 1383-nucleotide messenger RNA. RefSeq names its product EGF like domain multiple 7 (gene EGFL7). The coding region runs from base 330 to 1148 and encodes 272 amino acids. The transcript has 10 exons. Lineage: Eukaryota; Metazoa; Chordata; Aves; Passeriformes; Muscicapidae. Gene Ontology annotation, biological process: anatomical structure development. Gene Ontology annotation, cellular component: extracellular region; cell surface. Gene Ontology annotation, molecular function: signaling receptor binding; calcium ion binding. The record is from RefSeq and is a predicted model, not a curated record.